AUGGUACCUAACUGGAAUUUCUUUGUUUGUGGGCAAGCAGGCGAGAGUAAGAGCAACACGCGAUCCUACGCUUAUGGAGGAAGAGAUGCUUUGCCAGGAGAAUUUCCACACAUGGGUGCAGUAGGAUGGAGACCUCUAGAAGGAAAUUGGAUAUUUAAGUGUGGAUGCUCCCUCAUCAGUUCUAAGUAUACUUUAACAGCUGCCCAUUGUACCAAAUCAUCGCGCGACCCUAGGUUACUAAGCUCUGUACCCGAAAUCGUGAGACUUGGUGUCAAAAAUAUUUUUGACAGCUUUUCCGAUGGACUUUUCCCAGAAGACUCUAGAAUUUUAAGAAUAAUCGUCCAUCCUGCCUAUCGUUCGCCAAAGAAAUAUUUUGAUAUCGCAUUAAUGGAGAUAUCUAAAGUGUAUACAUUCACAAAAAACCAACAACCAGCGUGUCUCUGGAGUAACUUUGAUAUUUCAAAACUCGGUACUUCAGCAACAUUAACAGGUUGGGGAGCGAUAGAUGCAGAAACAAAAACAUCUCCAAAACUUCAGGCGGCGGUAGUUGAUAUUAUAGAUCCGGAACAAUGUGACGCUUUGCUCCAGCAUUCAUGUAAUCGACAUUGGUGUGGACUGGAGCCACAUCAGUUAUGUGGGGGGAAGCUGUCUGGUGGUGUAGAUUCGUGCCAGGGUGAUUCUGGCGGUCCUUUGCAAGUGAAAAUCGAUCUCCCAGAACUUGGUGAAGGAGCGAUGCAUUUUAUCAUAGGAGUGACAUCAUUCGGUAUUGGGUGUGGGCUUCCUAACCAACCCGGGGUCUACACCAGGGUCUCCAGCUUCAUAGAUUGGAUUGAAAGCAUCGUUUGGAAAGAUAAC
This is a messenger RNA of Brenthis ino (lesser marbled fritillary), 855 nucleotides long. The record is from the annotation of a GenBank genome assembly. Lineage: Eukaryota; Metazoa; Arthropoda; Insecta; Lepidoptera; Nymphalidae.